Molecule: messenger RNA, 1903 nt
Organism: Cuscuta europaea
Lineage: Eukaryota; Viridiplantae; Streptophyta; Magnoliopsida; Solanales; Convolvulaceae
Source: the annotation of a GenBank genome assembly
CCGGGAAGUCCCUUUAGUUGAAGAAGAAGAAGAAGAAGAAGAUGGAUGCGUUGAUAAUGAUGAUGCUGAGAAUGAAAUCGCCGAUGUCAUGCUGCUCAAAAUCAACCCUCAGAUCCUUAGCAAAUUCCUCCACACGGAGUAUGGUGGUCCAGGAACACUCAUGGUCGUACCCUUCAUUGACAUGAACGAUACCAUAACGGAGAGGGGGUUGCCUGGGGGCCCACAAGCUGGACGCAAAGCAAUUAAAUGGGCCCAAAAGAACAUCGAUAAUGAUUGGAAUGCGUGGAAUGACAAAGGGAGCAGUUGAGUUGAAGUAUGUUGUAUAUCGAGUAUCAGGUUCUCAUGAAAGCAGUAAUGUUUAAGGAGUUUUGUUGGAUUUGCUUAGAACAGGGUAGGUUGGAAAAAUCAAACACUGCUCACGACCCGAUCAAAAUAGAGAGAUGAUCAUGAUCUAUGCUGUAUUUCUCAAGUUCAAUAUUCAAUUUGUUGAUGCAUUUCCAUCUGUGGAGUAGUUGGUUGUGUGGAUAGAUGUUUCCUGUAUUUUUAUCGUUUUCCCUGAGGAAAAUGUAGGUUUGGUCUUGAGUAAGCUUUAGACAUAGUUGUCAUGCCGCAUGGCGCAACCCAUGGCGCACAGGCCAUUUUCCAUGGCGAUGGCGAUGGCGCAAAUAUGGCGUCGCCACGUGACAAAAAACAUAAUAUUCAAAAUAGAUACUGCAAUUCAUCAACCCAAGUUUACCCAACCACCAAAACAUGAUAAAAUAGUUCAAUGUACUUCCAAAAAACAUACUCCAUCCGUCCCGAAAUUAUCUUCAUUCUUUCCUUUUCGGUCCGUCCCAAAUUUAUCUCUUCUUUCCUUUUUUGAUAAAGAAUAUGUGGUUCACAAUCAUUCUUACACAUUUCUCUCUCCUCUGCACAACUUUACACCACACAAAUCUCACUAUCUUAAUCCCCGUGUCCAGUCAAAACCGAAGUUAAUUAUGGGACGGAGGGAGUAAUAUUCAAAAAAAAGUUUGUGUCUUGCAAAAAUAGUAGUUAGGGUUUAUGUUAGUUGUGUUUAUUUAUUUGUAGUUAGGGUUGUUGUUAGUAUUAUGAGCUAAAAUAGUAAGGUUUUGUUAGUGUUUUUUUUUGUUAGGGUUUAUGUGUGUGUGUGUGUGUAUAUAUAUAUAUAUAUAUAUAUAUAUAUAUAUAUGUAUAUAUAUAAAACUAUAUAUUUAUAUAUAUAGCUAUAUAUUUAUAACUAUAUAUAUAAUUCUAUAUUGUAUAUAACUUAGUAUUGAAACUCACAAUUAAUGAAAAAAAUUGCAAAAGAAACUCACAAUUAAUAAUUGAAAACAAGGUUUAUUAAUGAGAAUUAAAAUUAAAAAACUAAUCAAAACAAAAUGUGAAGUAUAUCAUAGAAGGUUAUUUUAAAAUAGAAGUAUCACAGUUAAAACGCACACACAAAAACAAGGUUACAACAACAAAAUUAUAAAUACACAACUUAAUUAAUUACAAUUUAAAAUAAAAUAAAAACUGAAGCCAAAGAUCAAGGACCUGGGAACUGGGAAGUCUGCAAGUUCCUCUGCUGCUCUGAUUCCGCGAGGGACUGAGGGAGGGCGACCAUGUGAGUUCGUCUUAGUUGUUUGCUUCCUACGUGCAACUUUGGGCAACGAAUGGUCCGUAAGGUAGAUUAGUUUGGGCUUAGCUUUUAAUUUAAAGCCUGAAACCUUAAUUAAAUUAGCCCUAAUUAAGGCCUAAAUCUAUUUUAUCUGGUUCUGGGCCUGCCACUGCGGUUCGACUUGUGAAUAAGUCGAGGAUUUCUUCGCCAACAUCGAGCCUAGACGACUACUGGACGACGCAAACGCCAUGGCGAUGGCGCCCAAAUGGCGAAGGCGCAGGAAUGGCGACGCCAUGUGUAUACACC